Messenger RNA from Benincasa hispida (wax gourd), 3097 nucleotides. It is a transcript of the gene NEDD1, whose product is annotated as Transducin/WD40 repeat-like superfamily protein. Gene Ontology annotation, cellular component: kinetochore microtubule. NCBI's taxonomy places the organism in Eukaryota, Viridiplantae, Streptophyta, Magnoliopsida, Cucurbitales, Cucurbitaceae. Gene Ontology annotation, biological process: regulation of phragmoplast microtubule organization; cell plate assembly; regulation of microtubule nucleation. Gene Ontology annotation, molecular function: protein binding; gamma-tubulin complex binding. The record is from RefSeq and is a predicted model, not a curated record.
GGGUUUCUCCUUCGCCAGAAGGGCAAAAAGAGGGAAAAGAAAAAAGAAAAAAAAUAUUUUUUAAAAAAAAAGUAAGAAGAAAAAAGAAUGGAAAAAAGGGUUUGUCGAGUCGAGUGAAAAAAAAAAAGGAAGAGAAUGUGAAAUCCACUUCCGAUUUCGCUAAUCCGUUGUUUUUCAUAUUGGCUAUCCCCUCCCUUCCGAGAAUAGUAAUUUCCGUCUUCUUCUAUAUUCUCGGUGAUUUUUCAGUGUAAUUGAGGGAGUUGGUGCCUCCUCUAGAUUCUGUUUCAAAAGCUUUGUUUUGCACAGAGAAGCCAUGAAUUUGGGGGAUCCAUCAAUGGCAUUACUGGCUGCAAGUGCUGGAGAUACUGUCAAACUUUUUGAUGUUUCUGUUCAUUCCAACGAUCUGGGCGAUCCCUGCACUUUGAGCUACACUCCUUCCCCGGGUUUCCAAGUUAAUUCAGUGAAAUGGAAUCAUACCAAUUUGGUAGUGGCCAGUGCUGGAGAUGAUAAGAAGAUCUCCUUGUGGCGUAAGAAUGGUCAGAGCAUGGGAACCAUUCCAAUUGCUGGUACUGAUAGUGGAGAUAACAUAGAGGAAUCUAUAUUUUCUAUAAGUUUCAGCAACAAGGUAUCCAGGUACAUGUGUACUGGAGGGAGUGGUCAUGUUGUUAGAAUAUGGGAUUUGCAAAGAAAACGAUGUAUAAAAUGGUUAAGAGGACAUACCAAUACUAUCACAGGAGCUAUGUACAAUUGCAAAGAUGAGCACCUUGCUUCAAUCAGUCUUAGUGGGGAUCUUAUACUUCACAAUCUUGCAUCAGGUGCUAGGGCUGCUGAACUUAAAGAUCCCAAUGAACAGGUAUUGAGGGUGCUUGACUAUUCUCGUACUAGCAGACACCUUUUGGUGACUGCAGGUGAUGAUGGAACCGUACAUCUCUGGGAUACAACUGGACGCAACCCUAAGGUUUCUUGGCAGAAACAACAUUCUGCACCAGCUGCUGGUAUUGGCUUCUCACCAUCUAAUGAUAAGACUUUGGCUAGCGUUGGGCUGGAUAAGAAGUUGUACACUUACGACUCAGGAUCAAGGAGACCAUCUUCUUUCGUUGCUUAUGAGGCACCCUUCUCAUCAAUGGCUUUCAGAGAUGAUGGUUUGAUACUUGCUGCUGGAACAAGCAAUGGACGUGUGGUUUUCUAUGAUGUCCGUGGGAAACCAGAGCCUUACAUUGUUCUUCGUGCUUAUACUAGUUCAGAGGCAGUUACAAGUUUAUCGUGGCAGAGGUUAAAACCUGUAAUUGUAAAUGAAGGCAAUUGCACCGCUGAGGUUGCUCUUUUGGGAGGUGCCAUUGAAGAUUCAAUUCUCAUGCCUGACCCACUUCCAUCUGUGACUACAUCAACUGUUCCUCUGUCUACAACAAUAUCCAGUUCUCGGAAUCCUGGCCGUUCAGGUCCGACUUUUGAAGCUUCACUGACCGAAACUUCCAGCACAUUCUCAACUGCAGAGGAAACACCACUUCGCAGCCAUUUGCGACCUGGGGGAAGCUUAGCCUUAGCCAGAUUACAUCCUCCUCGCUCCAGUUACAACUUCAAGGAUGAUAUGGAGGUUUUUUCUCCUCUUGUGGAUGUUCAGCCAAUCACACCGUCACUGGAUAAGCUGUGGGAUGAUCCAAAUGGACCGAAGAAGGAUAAUCCAUUUGACAAGAAGCCUCUAUCUAUGUUGUUUCCUUCGUCGAGUAGGAGGUUCUCUUCUAUUGAGGAUGGGGCAAGUGAUCAUCCAAUAUAUCAUUGGAAAUCUUCAUCUUCCAAACAGGAUGAUUCCCGAUCUUCUUCAGGACAGUUGGGCUCUACUCCUGCUCCAGCUCUAAAUUCUAAGAAUGAAGACUCAUCCAUUACUCCUCCGGAAGCUUGGGGUGGGGAGAAAUUAUCUGAAAAAUUUGCCCAACUGAGGCAGCCAAUGACUUUGCCAUCACGUUUUGGGAUGUUGGCUUCAAGUUCAAGUAGUCAGACAUCAAGUUCAAUGAUUUCUGGAUUACAAGAUCCGUCCUCAUCAGUUAGCCAAAGCAGCAUCACUUCCUUGACUAAUUUGAAUUUCAGCUACCCAAAUCUGCGCAUAAAGGAUGUUACCUCGCAGGAUGUUUCAUUGUCAAUUCCUGAACACUUAUCUAGUACUGCUUCAUCUUUGUCUCUUGGUACUAGAGUAAACAUUGGAUUGAGCAACACAGAUUCACCUAGGGCCACAGCUAUGACCUUGCCUCGUAGAUUUUCUACAUAUGCGGAGAGGUUAAGCACCACUUCAUCUUUCAGUGAUGGCCUUCCAAUGGGCUCACCGAAAACAAAGAAAAUGGGUUCUGAGACUAGGGAAGAGGUUUUGAAUAACUUAUCAAAGUUUGAUACAUUGUCUGUCACGGAAGCUGGGAUUCCUCCAUCAAUGAAUGGAGGAUCGUUGCAACCACAAAAGGCAUUGCAGUCAGAUGCCCAGCAAGGCAAUUCGUUUACACUUCAGCUUUUUCAACGCACUUUGGAAGAAACUCUGGACUCCUUUCAGAGAUCAAUACAUGACGACAUGAGGAACCUUCAUUUAGAGAUUCUGAGACAGUUUCAUAUGCAGGAGAUGGAAAUGUCAAGUGUGAUGAGUUCCAUUUUGGAAAAUCAAGCUGAGCUGAUAAAAGAGGUCAAGUCUCUAAGGAAAGAAAACCAGCAGCUUCGAGAUUUGCUUGGAUCGUAGGAGUUCUAGUCGUUUAUAAUUGGGAUUUGUCUUUCUUUCAGCGUGCACUUGGCCAUUUUGUGUUGCUCCCUGCGCAGGUGGAUGGUUUUCUUUCUUUCUUUUUUUUUUUUUUGAACGUGUACAGAAAUAUGAUUAUCAGUUCAUCAAAGGAAUAUUGUAUUUCUUGGUCUAUAUAACCCCUGAGUGUAUUCAUUUAGCAGAGAUAGUAGAUGCAUCUCUGUGAGUUUUUUUUUUUUUUUUGGGUGCGGUUCAAGUUUCCUUUUUGUCAUCCCCAUCCACUCCACCACUGAAAUAUGAAAAUUUACUAAUUGGAUGUGUGCAACAGAUCUGAACAUUCUCAUUGAGUAUAAUCAUAACAUGAAUAUGUCAUCUUGCUUCCAA